This is a messenger RNA of Vicia villosa (hairy vetch), 5958 nucleotides long. RefSeq lists its product as uncharacterized. The record is from RefSeq and is a predicted model, not a curated record. Gene Ontology annotation, biological process: proteolysis; DNA integration. Lineage: Eukaryota; Viridiplantae; Streptophyta; Magnoliopsida; Fabales; Fabaceae. The transcript has 3 exons. Gene Ontology annotation, molecular function: nucleic acid binding; aspartic-type endopeptidase activity. Bases 1 to 5958 code for a protein of 1985 amino acids.
AUGGCUCCCCCUAAACCUCCCAACCCAUCUUCUAAAGAAAUUUUAGAAGAAGCACUUACUACUUUAAACCUAAACAAUGCAAUGCAAGAGACACAAGAGCAAAUGGAUGUAAGAUUCCACCAAAUCUCUACAGAAUUAUCCAAUCUCCAAACAAGGUUUGAUAAUGACAAAAGUGUGGAAGACUCUAGAUUUGACUCCCUCAUGGCUGCCAUUAACAAGAUUUCUCUUGCAAAAGAGCUGCAGCAAACCCUUCCUACUCCUGCUGCUACUGUUCACGGAACUGGUUCAACAAGCAGAUCCGCUACUGUUCACGGAUCCGGGACCACUGCUGGGUCCGCUACUGUUCACGGAACAGUACCUCCGGUCACCUCAGCUACUGUUCAUGGAACAGCAGUCACAUCAGGUAUGAUGCAGAACCCACAUUCUAUUUCUAGGGUUCCUCAACCUAAUUUUCACAAUCUAUCACCAACACACACACCCUUAAGAAACUCUGCAACUUUUUCAACUACACAACCCCAGCCAACACCUAACCGCUACAUUAAUCCCCACACCUCCUCAACCUUCAUUCCAUACCCCCCUAUCCCAACUAUCCUAUCAGCCUCUCAACCUUUCACUAUACCUUAUUCCCAACAGCCCCCAUUCUCACAAUUUCCUUCCCAAAACCCUUAUCCCAAUCUCUCCAAUAUACCACCAUUACCAACAGCCCGUACCCCAAAACUCGAAUUACCUAUGUUUGAUGGUUCCGGACCAUUGGAUUGGCUUUUUCAAGCGGAGCAAUUUUUUAAUUUUUAUAAUAUGCCUCCGGAAAACCGUUUAUCAUUAAUUUCCUUUUAUAUGAAAGGUGAUGCCCUUAGUUGGUUUAAGUGGAUGCAUAAUAGUCAUUUAUUAUCUGAUUGGGCCUCGUUUACAAGAGCUUUAGAGUUGCGUUUCGGCCCAUCUACUCAUGACAAUCAUCAGGCAGAAUUGUUUAAGUUAAAACAAGAAGGAACAGUGGUUGAGUAUCAAACCAAAUUUGAACAGUUGGGCAAUCAAGUGGUGGGCCUACCACAAGAUGCUAUCCUUAAUUGCUUUAUUUCUGGUCUUAAUGCUGAUAUUAGAAAUGAAAUGGCAAUUCAAAGACCCACUAAUAUCUCACAAGCUAUUGGAUUAGCAAAAUUGAUUGAAGCAAAACUUAAAGAUUCUAAACCUAAAUUCUCCAAACCCUAUGCUAACUCAUAUCCCAAACCGAACCCCACUCCAUCUGCUGCACCAACCCAGAAAAACCAGUAUACUACUCCAGCCCAAUCUACAUUCCGGCCCAAAACCCCUUUUACCCAACAACCCUCCCACCUACCUAUAAAAAAAUUAUCUCAAGCCCAAAUUCAAGAAAGACGAGCCCAAGGGUUGUGUUUUAAUUGUGAUGAAAAAUUCAUUCCCGGACAUAGAUGUGCUACGGGCAGAUUCUUGAUUCUAUUAUGUGAUGACGAAGUCUUGGAACAUACUCAAUUGUUAGAAGAACCACAAGAGGCUGUAAAUGAGAUGGAACCAAGUGACACUUAUUUUCAACUAUCCACCCAAGCUUUAACGGGCCAGUUCUCUCCACAAACACUUAAAUUCAAAGGCUUAAUUGGUGGUUUAUCGGUAAUGGUUCUUGUAGAUACGGGUAGCACACAUAAUAUUCUCCAACCCCGAAUCGCCCAUCAUCUUAACCUUCUUACAACCCCAAUUCCACAGUUUUCAGUAAUGGUUGGUAACGGUUCUCAUCUCCAAUGUGAGGGAAUUUGUAAUGAUGUCAAGCUUACCCUACAAGAAAAACAGUUCAGUCUGCCAUUUUAUCUUCUUCCAAUUGAAGGGGCAGAUGUCGUUCUAGGGAUGGCUUGGUUACGAACGCUUGGACCCAUCCAAGCAGAUUUUUCUGUUCCUUCAAUUACAUUCAACCAUGAAAAUUACCCCAUGACAAUCCAAGGGGACUCUUUUUCUAGCCCUCAACAAACAACUUUUCACCAACUUAAACAGCUUGUCCAUCAAAAUUCAAUUGCCUCUUUACAUCUCAUGCUUUUCCAACCAAGUUCCACUUCUCUUGCUACCCCACACCCCAACCCGCUAGAAAACUUACCAACAAACACUCACCCUCAACUUUCCAACCUACUUCACAAAUUCUCAAAAAUCUUUCAAAGCCAUGUUGGCCUCCCUCCAUCCAGAACCCAUGACCAUCACAUUACCCUUAUUCCCAACACUGCCCCCAUUAAUGUAAAACCCUACAGGUAUCCUCACUCCCAAAAGACUGCCAUGACCACUAUUAUUGAUGACAUGUUAAAAGAGGGUCUCAUCAAACCUAGUCACAGCCCAUUUUCAUCCCCAGUUUUAUUAGUGAAAAAGAAAGACGGAACAUGGCGUUUUUGUGUGGAUUACCGCGCCCUGAAUGCAGUUACAGUUAAGGACAGAUUCCCAAUACCCACCAUAGACGAAUUACUCGAUGAACUUGGUUCAGCAAAAGUUUUCACCAAAUUAGAUCUACGCUCAGGUUAUCACCAGAUCCGAAUGGCAUCGGAGGAUACACAUAAAACAGCUUUUCGUACUUUCGACGGACACUAUGAAUUCUUAGUUAUGCCUUUUGGCUUGACUAACGUACCCUCAACAUUCCAAUCAGCAAUGAAUGAUCUUUUGCGGCCUUACUUACGCAAAUUCGUUUUAGUAUUUUUUGAUGACAUCCUAAUCUAUAGCACUAAUUUUUCUGAUCACCUUGCUCAUUUACAGAUUAUUUUUCAGUUACUUAUGACCAAUUUUUAUGUUGUGAAGUUAUCAAAGUGUGUGUUUGCAGUUUCUACAGUUCAUUACCUAGGGCAUGUCAUUUCUAUUGGCACAGUGAUACCGGAUGCAGAAAAAAUAAAAGCUAUUCUAGAUUGGCCUCAGCCACGUUCUCUCACGGCACUCAGGGGAUUUUUAGGCCUUACCGGAUUUUAUCGUCGAUUUGUAAAAAAAUACGCCUCUCUCGCCGCUCCUCUCACCGAUUUGUUGCGUUCCACUAAAUUUGUUUGGAGUACAGAGGCGGCCGCAGCCUUUACAGAAUUACAAAGACGAAUGACCGACAUGCCGGUAUUAUCUUUACCAGAUUUUACAAAGAAGUUCAUAGUAGAAACCGAUGCUUCAGGCGUGGCUAUCGGUGCUGUUUUGUCCCAGGAUGGUCAUCCGAUCGCCUACUUCAGCAAAAAGUUGUGUCCGCGAAUGCAAGCAGCUUCUGUUUACGUUCGAGAGAUGUUCGCUGUAACAGAAGCCAUAAAAAAGUGGCGUCAGUAUCUUAUUGGUCAAGAGUUUCAUAUCUAUACUGAUCAAAAGAGCUUACGAAAUUUGUUGCUCCAAAAGAUACAAACCCCAGAACAGCAGAAAUGGGCCUCAAAACUACAAGGAUUCAACUUUGAGAUUUUUUACAAACCUGGUAAAUCCAAUCUGGUAGCCGAUGCUCUGAGCCGAAAGUACAGUGUUGAUACGCCCACCUUGCUAGCUUUUUCUUCACCGAUCCCAGACAUCAUCUCCAGUUUCCGCAAAUUUUAUGCAAAGGAUGAAAGAGGUAAACAAACAGUCAAGACACUACUCAGUAAUACUACCCAUCCAGACUUCAAAUUUUCAAACGGGUUACUGUUUUACAAAGACAAAAUUUUCGUACCUGAUACAGAACAGAUCCGGACUCAUCUUCUUUGGGAGUUUCAUUCUACCCCAUCCGCUGGACACUCAGGUCUCAAAGCCACUCUAGCCCGUAUCUCCACCUCUUUCAGUUGGCCGGGAAUAUACAAAGAAGCAAAGAGUUUGAUUAAGACGUGCAAAGUGUGUCAACAGAACAAAUACUUAACACAGAAAAAAAAAGGAUUGUUGCAGCCAUUACCUACGCCAAAACAAGCUUGGGAGGACAUCUCAAUGGACUUCAUAACCAAACUGCCUAACUCCUUUGGACACACCACCAUCUGGGUCGUCUGCGAUCGACUCACAAAGUCUGCUCAUUUCAUUGCAAUGCCUUCUCACUUUUCAGCACAAGAUCUGGCAAGGCGUUUCACAAUGGAGAUCACACGUCUUCAUGGCCAGCCCAAGUCCAUUGUAUCAGAUCGGGACCCCCUGUUCCUCAGUACUUUUUGGAAAACAUUUUUCAAAGAACAAGGCACAAUAUUAAAAUACAGUACAGCAUAUCAUCCAGAAACAGAUGGUCAAACAGAGGUCAUAAACAGAUCUAUUGGAACGUACCUUCGUUGUUUUGUCAGUUCCCAACCGAGUAAGUGGUACAAGUUUCUUCAUCACGCAGAGUACUGGUAUAACACUUCGUUCCACUCAUCUAUCGGUAUGACACCGUUUAGAGCUCUUUACGGCCGCGACCCACCAUCUAUCUCAGACUAUGUCAACGGAUCUACCUCGGAGACAUUAGUGGAAGACAUCCUGCAACAAAAGCAACAGAUCUUCAAAACUCUGAAUGAAAACCUUCAGAAAAGUAGGAUCCAGAUGGAAAAACAAGCAAACACAAAAAGGAGCGACGUUACCUUCCAAGUUGGGGACCGUGUUCUGUUGAAGCUUCAGCCGUACCGUCAACAAACUGUUCAGAAACGUCCUUCACAGAAACUUGCAUCCCGCUUCUGCGGACCGUUCACCGUCAUUAAAAGAGUGGGCCAAGUUGCUUACUUGCUAGACCUUCCCUCUUCUUCUCGUGUGCACCCAGUGUUCCAUGUUUCUUUGCUGCGACCGUAUUUUGGAACUGACCCCUUGAAUGAUUUUAAACCUCUUCCUCCGUCCAACACUCUUCCGUUUCUUACAGAUCUGGACAGCUCUUUCUUACCUAAUGAUGAGAACCUACAAAAUAGACAACAGACAUUAGCAUCACAACCUUUAACAAACUCAGCAAGUCACAAGCCGAGGGAUCUCUUACCGUCGGGUCACCAUCUUCAUACUUCCGAAACGGCAAUCGCUACAGAGGGAGAUUCAUUGUUGGUGGUGGGCAAGAAGACCGUUCGUGAGGAUGAAAAAGCGGAAACGGCUUCUAUGUUUUCGAAAAAGGAAGAGAGAAACAUUUUAGAGAAAAAAAAUAGUUUGGAAGAAACUGAGAGAGAGAAGGACAAUAAGAAGAUUGUGAUUCGUAAGUCUUUAACUUCUACAGAUUUACUUCAACCUUUUCAAGUACCAAAGGGACCCACAUGUUCUGCACUUUCAAAAAAACACAUGGCUCGAGGUGAUCUUUCACGUGAUUCUGCUUUGCUUCCCAACGUUCAAAAGCCAGCCCAUGUACAGCUGUAUCCCACACGUGAUUCUACUUUGCUUCCCAAUGUUCAAAAGCCAUUCCAUAUACAGCUGUAUCCCAAUAGUAUCUCAGCGGCUGCAGCAUGUACCAACACGUGUCCCACUAAGACUCACACAAACCCUAAUUCAUCAAAAGACCUACCCGACCCACCUUCCCAGCGGCCCAACAAGACAAUUGUGCACUUGGAUUCUUCUAGUGUGAACCUUGAGGACAAGAUGGAAAAUAUUGCUAUUACUGGGCAUACUGCUGACCCAGCUGGUGCAGGAAACGUGCUUAGCCUAGGCCAUGAAGCUGUUACGGCCGGAUCCUCCAUUUCAGAAGCUGCUGCUGUCUCUAGCAGCCUAGGCGCGGGUACAGCAGGUGCUGGAGGCCAAGUUUCUGCCAUUCAUCAGGAAACAUCAAAGGAAUUUGUAGCAAAGCUGGGAUUAAAGACUGGCCAGAAAGUACUGGAUGUUGGUUGUGGUGUUGGUGGAGGCGAUUUGUACAUGGCUGAAAAAUUUGAUGUUGAGGUUUUUGGUGUUGCCCUCUCCAUAAAUAUGAUUUCCCGUGCCAUUGAUCAACGUGCCAUCGGACUGAAAUACAAUGUUGAGUUUGAUUGUGCUGAUUGCUCUAAAAAAACAUAUCCUAAGAAGACAUUUGAUGUAAUCUACACUCGUGAUGCUAUGUUACACAUCAAAGUAAGGAAUUUUCUUUAUCGCCCUUAA